CUGACGUAGCCCGUGGUCCCGGGGAUCGUAUGAGGCUGUCCCGAGUGACAUAGCUGCGACACAAGAGGGGACUGAGAGAAGAACCGCAAAUAACAACGGCAGAAGCUACUUGGCUCUCCUGCCCCACCCCCCUCUACCUCAUUUUUUGAAGAAGAUUAAACCAAACAAGCAAUCAAAGCCUUUGGAAGAAUGAGUACCUACAACAUUUCUCUGAGUGGGCCGGCCCCGUGGGGCUUCCGAUUGCAGGGAGGGAAAGACUUCAACAUGCCCCUGACCAUCUCCAGGAUCACCCCUGGGAGCAAGGCACAGCAGGGCAACCUGGUCCAGGGUGACAUCAUCGUGGCCAUUGACGGGGUCAGCACUGAGGGUAUGACCCACCUGGAGGCCCAGAACAAGAUCAAGUGUGCCAGCUUUAACCUGGCCCUCACCAUGCAGAAGUCAAAGCGCCCAGCUUUGCAAAGUGCCACCCCAAGAAUCGACUCUCCCAUGCAACAGAUCCCUCACCAGAAGGGUCAAACAACCCAAAUCAAUGGCGGCCUCUCGGCCUGCAAUACCUCCUCCGUGUCACUAGAGGCGUCUGGCGAGACAAACUCCUACUCGGGGUCGCCCACCAAGAGGCAAACGCCAAGCCCCGGGGGCAAGACGACCCCCACAAAGAAGGCGCAGUAUAACACCCCUAUUGGGCUGUACUCGGCUGAGAACCUGCGAGAGAUGGCUCAGCUCCAGGAGAGCCACAGAGGAAAGGGCUCUGCAGCAGGCCUCUCGGUGGGUUCACUCCCUGUAAAAGACGCUCAGGUAGACAGUGCCUCCCCAGUGUAUCAGGCUGUCAUCAAGACUGCAGACAGGGACAUGGAGUUGAAUGACUGGGCCCGCAGCUCCUCCCAGGUGCAGUCCAAGUCCUUCCGCCUCCUUGCCCACAUCACGGGAACGGAGUUCAUGCAAGACCCAGACGUGGAACAUCUGAGGAAAUCAAGGGAAAAGUUUGACACCGAAUUUAAAGGGCCACGUUUUGCCAAAUUGAAAAAUUGGCACAAUGGCCUGUCUGCUCAAAUCCUUAACGUGCCAGAAAAAACCCUGGUUUAAAAUAAGCGUGAGACCGAAUGUAACUGUAGCAAUCAGAGAAGGGUAGAGCAGGUGAGUGAGGAGAAGGUCAGGCUAAAGAUCCUGGAAUGUGAGUUAGUGGAAAGAGGUUUGUUCAAUACUUGUUGAUCACAUGUUGUAAUGGAGAUUUUAGCCCAAUGUCAUCUUUCCCUCUUAUUUUGCUUAUGAAAGUUGAUCGUAGUUUUCAAAGUUAAUUGCAGCUGUAUAAAAAGUUGGAUUGUAUUUCAACCUUAAAUUAUCACUAUUUGAGCUUGACAUCGUGAUAUAAGUAUGAAUAAAAACGAUACCACUGAACGAAA
Molecule: messenger RNA, 1400 nt
Organism: Salvelinus fontinalis (brook trout)
Lineage: Eukaryota; Metazoa; Chordata; Actinopteri; Salmoniformes; Salmonidae
Product: LIM domain-binding protein 3-like
Exons: 8
Coding region: 190-1083 (297 amino acids)
Biological process (GO): muscle structure development; heart development; actin cytoskeleton organization
Cellular component (GO): stress fiber; filamentous actin; adherens junction
Molecular function (GO): actin binding; muscle alpha-actinin binding
Source: RefSeq, a predicted model, not a curated record